This is a messenger RNA of Protobothrops mucrosquamatus (brown spotted pit viper), 3123 nucleotides long. It is a transcript of the gene NUP160, whose product is annotated as nucleoporin 160. The record is from RefSeq and is a predicted model, not a curated record. Gene Ontology annotation, molecular function: structural constituent of nuclear pore. Lineage: Eukaryota; Metazoa; Chordata; Lepidosauria; Squamata; Viperidae. The annotation marks the transcript as partial. The transcript is spliced from 22 exons. Gene Ontology annotation, cellular component: nuclear pore.
AAUCUGAUUUUUCUCAUGAUCUUCUGAGCCUCCUUCAGUGCCUUCGAUUAAUUGGCGAAUCAGUUUCUGUGGAAAUGGCACUCACAAUGGAAAUGGCUUGCUUCCGUCUCCAGUCUCCAGAGAGAGCUGCUGAACAGAUCCUUAAAGACUUGAUUGCUAAUGACACAGAAAAUAUGAUGGAAGAUAUUCACAGCAAACUACAAGAAAUCAAAAGUCCAGUUAAUGCUAUUGGGAUGCUUAUCCGGGAAAUGGACUAUGAAACAGAUGUUGAGAUGGAUAGAGGAUUCAGUCCUGUUCAGCCCAUAAACGUGCGCAUGCAUCUGUCACAACUUUAUGGUAGUAGCACAACAGUAAAUAUGGUAUGCCGGUGUGUGUACAAGAUGUCCAUGACACGCUUUUUAAUUUGCCGGGACCUGUUGAUUUUACAGCAGCUCUUACUACGGCUUGGAGAUGCUAUACUUUUGGGAGGAGAUCAGCUAUUCCACACUCAACAGAACUUACUACAUCGUACAUCUAUUUUGUUACUAUCUUAUUAUGUGAUAAGGUGGGCAAGUCAGCGUUUGGCAUCAGAUGUUCCUGUUGAUGAACUGGAAUCAAACCUACAGCAUCUUUCGGUAUUAAAGCUAACAGAUUCCACAACAAUAACACCAUUGAAGCUGGUGUCAAGCCCUCAAACAAUUGUGGAGCUCUUCUUUCAGGAAGGAGCCCGGAAACACAUAAUAUCUCAGCUCUUCCAGUCUAAUGCAGCCUUGGAUGAAACAUGUUUGAGUUGGCCUCAAAUGUUUUCGGCAAUUUCCAGUUAUCUACUGCAAUUUUUGUGGCCCAGUAAUCCUAGCUUCCUCUUCCCAGAAUGUUUGAUGGGGGCGUGUCAGUAUGCUCAAUUACAGGAAUAUAUUCGUUUGCUGGAACCUUGGUGUCAUGUUAAUGUGGGAUCGUGUCGUUUUAUGAUGGCACAUUGCUAUCUUGUUACAGGAGAAGAACACAAGGCACUGGACUGUUUCUGUCAAGCUGCCUCGGAAGUUGGAAAAGAAGAGUUUUUAGAUAGACUGAUUAGAUCUGAAGAGGUAGAAAUGGCUUCUACUCCACAGCUACAAUACUACGAUAAGGUUUUGCGCCUCUUGGACACCAUGGGUCUUCCUGAACUGAUCAUUCAGCUGGCUACUUUGGCAAUCACUGAAGCAGCAGAUGAUUGGAGAAGUCAGGCUACCCUGAGGACUUGCAUUUUCAAACAUCAUUUAGAUUUAGGACAUAAUAGUCAAGCAUAUGAAGCUUUGACUCAUAAUCCAGAUCCAAGCAGGCAACUGGAUUGUUUACGACAACUAGUAGUAGUUCUCUGUGAACGCUCCCAAUUGCAGGAUCUUGUGGAGUUUCCAUAUGUGAAUCUUCAUAAUGAGGUUGUUGGAAUAAUUGAAUAUCGUGCUCGGGCAGUAGAUCUGAUGACACAUAAUUACUAUGAAUUGCUAUAUGCUUUCCAUAUUUAUCGUCAUAAUUAUCGGAAAGCUGGAACAGUAAUGUUUGAAUAUGGAAUGCGCCUCGGCAGGGAAGUUCGCACUCUUCCUGGAUUACAGAAACAAGCAAACUGUUACCUUGCAGCUAUUAACUGUUUACGGCUGAUUCGCCCCGAGUAUGCAUGGAUAGUGCAACCAGCUUCUGGUGCUGUGUAUGAACGUCCAGGAGCAUCCCCCAAAAGAAAUUAUGAUGGAGAGUGUGCUGCUGCUCCAACGGGGAGUCAAAUUGAAAUCUUGGAGCUACAGGACUUGGAAAAAGAAUGUAUGUUGGCUCACAUACGGUUAACUUUGGCACAACAUGAUCCAACAUCAGCUGCUAUUACAGGAAACUCAUUCCCCAAGGAGUUAGUUGCCCUAUUGGUGCAGGCUGGUCUCUUCGACAUGGCUAUUACUCUCUGCCAGACUUACAAGCUUUCCUUAAGACCUGUGUUUGACGGUCUUACUUUCAAGUGUAUUAAACUUCAGUUUGGAGGGGAAGCAGUUUUGGCAGAAGCAUGGGAUUGGCUUGCUGUAAACCAGUUGUCAUCAGUCAUUACAACCAAGAAGAACAGUGCAACAGAUGAAGCUUGGCGUCUUUUAGCCUCCUACCUGGACAAGUAUAAGUCAGAGAAUAGCCCAUACCACCGUUGUGUAAUCAAUAAAUUGCUGUCUCAUGGUGUUCCCUUACCUAACUGGCUUAUCAACAGCUACAAAAAGGUAGAUGCUGCGGAACUUCUCCGACUCUAUUUGAAUUAUGAUCUCCUAGAAGAAGCUGUGGAUUUGGUGUUGGAGUAUGUGGAUGCCUUACUUGGGAAAGGACAUGAUUACUUUGGAAUUGAGGUCCCAUUAUCAGCUACAACUCCAGUUGUCUGGCUUCCCUAUUCUGCAAUUGACCAGCUUCUUCAGGUACUAGGAGAAAACACAACCAAUCAUCAUAACACAAUGCUUUAUCAGAAAGUGCGUGACAAAUUAGAAGUCUACCAAAAGCAGGUUGAUAAGGCAACAGCGGUUCAUCUUCUGUAUUGUCGAAACUAGCAAACAAUCUUGAUCUUGUCGAAACUAGUAAACAAUCUUGUGCCUGGAGGUCCUUGGGACAAAAUUACAAAAACUGUGCUUUAAACCAGUAUUUCUCAACAUGGGCAACAUUCAGGUGCAUGGACUUCAAUUCCCAGAAUUCUCAUCAAAGGCCAGAUUGACUGAAUUCUAGGAUGUAAAGUCCACACAUCAGGAAAUUGCCAUGGCUGGAAAAUGCUGCUUUAAAUUAUUCUGUGUAACUGGCAUGAAGUAUAUGUAAAGCAUUUGCUUUGCAUGGACUGACUAGGUCAUGAGGUGUCCUAUGCACUGCUGGUGGUGCUAUUAUUAUAAAUUCUAUUUUUUCAUAAUACUUAAAACAUUCCCUAUCAGGGAAUGAUGAACUUUUUUAGUAUGGGGAUACUGCAUUAAAUUAAGCUUCAGUCUGUACUAAGCUGGAUGUCAGUAAUUACCUAGAAUGAAAAAUUGUUUGUAUAUUGCAUGUUCCUAGAAUUUUUCUACUGAAAUAUUUUGUAUGAUCUCCUUUGUUCUGUACCAUAUAUGGGCACUAAAAUGGUUUUAUUUAUUGUUACAAUUUUUGAAUUACCUUUAAUAAAAUGAAGUU